This is a messenger RNA of Harmonia axyridis, 2313 nucleotides long. RefSeq lists its product as uncharacterized. The transcript is spliced from 5 exons. Lineage: Eukaryota; Metazoa; Arthropoda; Insecta; Coleoptera; Coccinellidae. The record is from RefSeq and is a predicted model, not a curated record. Gene Ontology annotation, molecular function: protein binding. Bases 1 to 2313 code for a protein of 770 amino acids.
AUGGAUAAGAGACGAUGUACGAUAUUGGACUUGGCUCUGGAAAUUAAUGAUGCACGUUUGAUUAAAUCGUUCCUACUAUUCUUUGAAGAUUUUGAGAACGCCGUUUUCGCAGCUGUUCACUUUCAGUCUUUGAGACUGUUGGAGAUCGCCCUAGAAGUAAAUUCUAACUGGAAUGGUCCAACCUCUCAUUCUCGCAACACGCCGCUGCAUAAAGCAGUAUCAAUGUCAUCUUUGGAUAUAUCAAGACAUAUUUUGAUGAGCUGUGGAGGUUGGGAAGCGAGGAACUCCUUGGGAGAAACACCGUUGUUCUUCGCGGUUAAGAACAACCAAAUUGAACAGGCGAUUUUACUAAUACAAUAUGGAGCAAACGUCAGAGCGAGAGAUAAUAAUUCUAAUACUCUUCUUCAUGUUCUAUGCUCUCAAGAAGAGGGAAUAAACAUCGAAUUCUUAGAAUUCCUGUUGGAUCUGGAAUGUAAUCCCAAUGCAUUAGAUCAAGAUGGACGAACUCCUUUGCAAUUGAUUGCUAAAAAUCAAAUUGUACCUUUUGCAUUGGACUCUGCGAAAAUAUUAAUUCGUAGAGGAGCAGAUGUCAAUCUGGGAAAUGAAGCCGGCGAAACCCCUCUGCACAUAUUAGCCCAAUAUUGUGAUCCAGACAAUUUCUUCGCUCUUUUCAAUUUAUUCUUGGAAAGUGGAGUUGAUACGAAGAGUAUCACUUAUAGCAAUGAAACUUUCCUAGAUAUCUUAUUAGCCGGUGUUUGUCUUACUAGACAAAAAAAGGUUUUGAGGUAUCUGAUUCUGAAAGAUAGGGAUGGAAAAUUCCAAUUUGGGGCUAACUUAAUGUGUGCUAAGUCGUUUUAUUUCGAAUAUGAGGAGAAAUGUAGAAGGGAGUUGUGCCGGUUGGAAUCGAAAAAAAUCGAUCCAUUUCAAACACAAGAAGAGAGUUCUCUUUUAAAGAUACUCAAAUCUAAUGAAAUCCAAAUAUCGAAGCUCUGUAAAAACCCAAAUCUAAGGGCAAUCAUGUCCGAAUUGGAUGAAAGUCAAUUUCCAAUUUACGGUUUUGACCUUAGAAAUAAUUUUGAGUCAGGGUUAAAACUAUUCCACGAAGAAGAGCAAGUUCUUGAAUUUUUGUAUGUAAUAUCAAACGGAGUCCUUGAUUAUGAUUCCAUGAUCGUCAUAAUGAAAUAUAUUCCACUGCAGGAACUAGAAUCUUUAGUGUUGAAAAGAAAUCAGGAAAAUUUUACAAGCAGGGACUACACAGUGGUAUUCUCUCUUCUAUUUAAUGGAGCGAAACCUAUGUCCAAGUGUGUAAUGGAUAAGAGACGAUGUACGAUAUUGGACUUGGCUCUGGAAAUUAAUGAUGCACGUUUGAUUAAAUCGUUCCUACUAUUUUUUGAAGAUUUUGAGAACGCCGUUUUCGCAGCUGUUCACUUUCAGUGUUUGAGACUGUUGGAGAUCGCCCUAGAAGUGAAUUCUAACUGGAAUGGUCCAACCUCUCAUUCUCGCAACACUCCGCUGCAUAAAGCAGUAUCAAUGUCAUCUUUGGAGAUAUCAAGACAUAUUUUGAUGAGCUGUGGAGGUUGGGAAGCGAGGAACUCCUUGGGAGAAACACCGUUGUUCUUCGCGGUUAAGAACAACCAAAUUGAACAGGCGAUUUUGCUAAUACAAUAUGGAGCAAACGUCAGAGCGAGAGAUAAUAAUUCUAAUACUCUUCUUCAUGUUCUAUGCUCUCAAGAAGAGGGAAUAAACAUCGAAUUCUUAGAAUUCCUGUUGGAUCUGGAAUGUAAUCCCAAUGCAUUAGAUCAAUAUGGGCGAACUCCUUUGCAAUUGAUUGCUAAAAAUCAAAUUGUACCUUUUGCAUUGGACUCUGCGAAAAUAUUAAUUCGUAGAGGAGCAGAUGUCAAUUUGGGAAAUGAAGCCGGCGAAACCCCUCUGCACAUAUUAGCCCAAUAUUGUGAUCCAGACAAUUUCUUCGCUCUUUUCAAUUUAUUCUUGGAAAGUGGAGUUGAUACGAAGAGUAUCACUUAUAGCAAUGAAACUUUCCUAGAUAUCUUAUUAGCCGGUGUUUGUCUUACUAGACAAAAAAAGGUUUUGAGGUAUCUGAUUCUGAAAGAUAGGGAUGGAAAAUUCCAAUUUGGGGCUAACUUAAUGUGUGCCAACUCGUUUUAUUUCGAAUAUGAGGAGAAAUGUAGAAGGGAGUUGUGCCGGACAAAUUUUCAUUUUGAAGAAAAGUUGAUUCGACCAGGGGCCCCUGAGGACCUCGAGGCCCUUCACUUCAGCGUACUAAGCGUACCGGUUGAUACGCCUCUAUGUUAA